Ambispora gerdemannii is the source of this 186-nucleotide messenger RNA. NCBI's taxonomy places the organism in Eukaryota, Fungi, Glomeromycota, Glomeromycetes, Archaeosporales, Ambisporaceae. The record is from the annotation of a GenBank genome assembly.
GUAAUCGAUGGAUAUAUGAAACUCAAUGCAAUGUCCUAGGAUGGAUGCUUGCAUAUCUUAAUCCAGAGAAAAUGAGCGGAAAACUUAUUCAAAGGGCUGUGGAUACUUUUCGUAAUUUGCAGCCAGGAUCUAAAUCAAGGCGAGUAGCUCUACAGGAAAAAGUAUUGAAUGGUACAUUACGAAAAC